UCCUGGCCCGCGGCCCGCCCUGCCGCGGCCAUGGCCAGUGACAGCGGCGGGCCCGGCGUGCUGAGCGCCAGCGAGCGCGACCGGCAGUACUGCGAGCUGUGCGGGAAGAUGGAGAACCUGCUGCGCUGCGGCCGCUGCCGCAGCUCCUUCUACUGCUGCAAAGAGCACCAGCGCCAGGACUGGAAGAAGCACAAGCUGGGCCUGCUCAUGAGCAGCAUGGACGACCUGAUCCGCCACUGCAGCGGGAAGCUGGGCAACUACAGGAUAAACGGCCGAACGAAAGCCAUGGUUGCUUGUUACCCAGGCAACGGAACAGGCUAUGUCCGUCACGUUGAUAACCCAAAUGGAGAUGGAAGAUGUGUGACAUGUAUAUAUUAUCUAAAUAAAGACUGGGACGCCAAGGUAAGUGGAGGUAUUCUUCGAAUUUUUCCAGAAGGCAAAGCCCAGUUUGCUGACAUUGAACCCAAAUUUGAUAGACUGCUGUUUUUCUGGUCUGACCGGCGUAACCCUCAUGAAGUACAGCCAGCAUAUGCCACAAGGUACGCAAUAACUGUUUGGUAUUUUGAUGCAGAUGAGCGAGCGAGAGCUAAAGUAAAAUAUCUAACAGGUGAGAAAGGUGUGAGGGUUGAACUCAAGCCCAAUUCAGUCAGCAAAGAUGUCUAGCAGGGCCUUGGGUCCGGCCGUACCCACGUCACCUACAGCCUCUCAGUUGCCUUCUGUGGACUCGUGGACAGGAUGGACAGAGAGACANCCGCCUGGUAUUUCAGCUGGGAGCCAGGCGACUUCGCCGGGUGUCCUCCAACAGAGGGCUCCAUCUGCUGGGACUGUACUGUGGGGUCAGNUCCAGAUCUGUGGCUUGCUCUUGGCUGCUGACCGAAGAGGANACGCUNUCGGAGGAGAGUAGCUUUUCCAUCUGGACACGAAACAAGGGCCCUUUGUAGGAUUUUCUUCAGUCUUCUAUUUUGCCAGACCUGUCACCUAACUGAGUUCAUUUCAUCUCUUUUUUAUAUCAAGUUUUGAAUUCGGGGAAUUUUUGUAUUAGGUACAAUUUAUCAAAACUGAAUUAAGAAAAAAAAAUUUACAGUAUUAUUCUCAAAAUAACAUCAAUCUAUUUUUGUAAACCUCUUCGUGCUAUUAAAUUUUGCCCUCAAGGCCUCCUGCGAUGAUUGUUACCAGUGGAUGAUGAUUUGUUGCUUCUGCCUGAAAGUAAAGGACGGGCGCUGUGUCCCAGCUCGAGUGCACAAGGUUUUUCUUGGCCCGUCUCUCAGUGAUUCCAACUCGUAAAGGUCACUGCUCUUGCACUUCGACCUAACAGUAGAUGGUUGCCACUGGCACUCCACUAACUCAUAGGAGAUGGAAUAAGCCACAGGGAGAGGGCUUGUCUCUUCAGUUGAUUUUUUAAAGCUAAGUGACAGGCACUAAAUGAACUCGGGCUCCCCCUCCGCUUCGGGUUCCCAAGACAAAGGGCUUUCUUCUGCGGCAGGUCUAGCCUGCCACAGCUGUGUCCCACUGCCGCAGGUUUCCUUGUGGCUUCUUUGUCGUUUUGACUGUGCUUCCAGACCCUUCCAGGUC
This is a messenger RNA of Mus pahari (shrew mouse), 1572 nucleotides long. RefSeq names its product egl-9 family hypoxia inducible factor 1 (gene Egln1). The transcript is spliced from 6 exons. Gene Ontology annotation, molecular function: ferrous iron binding; L-ascorbic acid binding; peptidyl-proline 4-dioxygenase activity. The record is from RefSeq and is a predicted model, not a curated record. The coding region runs from base 31 to 663 and encodes 210 amino acids. Gene Ontology annotation, cellular component: nucleus; cytoplasm. Gene Ontology annotation, biological process: peptidyl-proline hydroxylation to 4-hydroxy-L-proline; cellular response to hypoxia. NCBI's taxonomy places the organism in Eukaryota, Metazoa, Chordata, Mammalia, Rodentia, Muridae.